CCGCCGAUUGGUCGAGGCUCCUGUCGCUUCCCUUCCACGCCUUUCGCUGGCAGAACCGGCCAGGUUCGGGCCGUGGAUGGAGCCGCGGGAAAGCGCUCUCAGGUCUUGGAAGCAUAUGAGAAUCUAAUGUAAAUACACAAGUCAAAAAGCCAAAUUGAACUUGGAAAAUGGCCGGCUUCCUAGACAAUUUCCGAUGGCCUGAAUGUGAGUGUAUUGAUUGGAGUGAAAGAAGAAACACUGUUGCUUCUGUGGUAGCUGGGAUCCUCUUUUUUACAGGUUGGUGGAUAAUGAUUGAUGCAGCAGUAGUUUAUCCUGACCCAAAACAAAUGAACCAUGCGUUCCAUACUUGUGGUGUGUUUUCCACACUGGCUUUCUUCAUGAUAAAUGCUGUAUCAAAUGCUCAGGUGCGAGGAGACAGCUAUGGUGAUGGAUGUCUAGGAAGAACGGGUGCUCGUGUCUGGCUCUUCAUUGGCUUCAUGUUGAUGUUUGGCUCACUUAUUGCUUCCAUGUGGAUCCUUUUUGGUGCUUAUGUUACCCAAAAUGCUACUGUCUACCCAGGAUUAGCAGUGUUUUUUCAAAACGCUUUGAUAUUUUUUAGCACACUUAUCUACAAAUUUGGAAGGACAGAAGAAUUGUGGGCAUAAGAAUGCAGUUUUCCUUUAUUCUUCUUAGCAAGUAUUAUAUGUAAAUAUAAAUUAUGUUCUGAUUUCUAUUUUGCCAGGCUUACCGCAUUACACAUUUUUGAUGUUUUAUUUUCUUUUUAUGGAAAGUUAACUGUUUUAAAUAUUCUGUUAUUAAAUAUUCCAAGUUAUAUUUAGCUACCUUUUUAAUACAACAGAUUUGUGUAUAUGUACAUAUUAUUGCUCUGUGAAUCUGUAUGUCAAAUGACAAUCGGGAAAAUAUUGUGUUCUAAUUGCCUCAUUUUUCUCAACAUCAGUAACAAUGAAUGUUAAAAUUAUCAUGCAGUUGGCAGAUUUUUCUGAUGUAUAAGAUGGAGGGUAUUUUAAGAGGCUCAAAGCUUUGUCAGGGUCACAUGUUGCUUUUAAGUGCAAAACAGUUGAAUAGCUUCUUACCCUACAUUUACUGAGGAAUGGAAAUUGAUCAGAGGUAUCAAACUUGUGGUCCUUCAGAUGCUUGAGCCUCCCACUCUCAGAAACCCUAGUCAGCUUGCCCAAUGGCCAGAAAUUCUGGGAGCUGAAGCCCAAAGCUUGACACCACUGGAUUAAAUGAUCAGAAAGUGAGGCUUCAGAAUCUUAUCUAGAAUAGCAUUUGCGAGGUUCUUCAAAAUAGCUAAUUUGUAAUGCAUGACAGGGGAAAAUAAUUUUUCAGCAUUCUUAAAAGCUAAUAUAUGCUGGCAUCAUAUUGUAAAACUUUGCUUAGCACGGAUUUCCUGGAUACUAGAAAUGUUCUGUACUAUUGCAAAAUCUGUACUAAACAGAGGCAUGAUAGAGAAAUGAAAUUCUGAAAUGCACUAAGUCUCAAAUACUUCGUUAGUACAGCAUGUCAGAAAAUGGGAUGGCCCAAAAUCAUUUAAGCCUGGAGUACUAGUGUGUUUUGCAAGGUAUAGUAGAAUAGUGUUAAAUCUGAGAGGUUUUAUUAUUUUAAAAAUCCAUCUUCUAAAUGUCUAAUAACGUAUGGUCCUUUUUAGGCAUUAUAUAUGCAUUCAGGCUGUGAGUAUUUCUAGGUAAAAUUGCUUUUACCCUGGAUAUUCACAUGCUUAUGCAAUAUUUAGGGCAAGGGAGAUCCCGUGUUCCACUUUCUCCAAAACCCUUGCUCUGUUUCUUUCUGUAAGUUUUCAGGAAAAGAUUUGUCUUUAAAUGUGAUUUACUAGAUUCCAAAAAUGGAAAACAUGGAAGAUAUUUUUAAGUGAUCAACUUGUAGCAAGACUGCCAUAUUUUCAAAGAGUUAUAUAUUUUAGUCAUACAAAUGAUAAAGUUUGUAUGUUCGUACAGUUUGCAUUAACCAGGACUGGUUGUAUUUUAUGCCCCCAAAUCCAAAUUGCUUAUUGUUACUUACGGUAUGUCAAGCUGUAUCAGAUGUAUAUUUUAUUUAUUUAUAUUUUUUGUAUUAAGUACACUUGCAAGAAAAAUGUGCAGGGGAAUGAUGAACAAUUGGACAAACUAGGGGUGCCCUGCAUUCUGGCUGUUAGAGGUUCUGGCCAAGAGUUUGUUUCAUGCUCUCCACCUUGGCUUUUUUGGGGGAAAAAUCUUUAUCCCACAUCUAAAAAGUAGGUAGGCCUGCGUAGUGUUCAUUGUCUGGAAACAUUUUUAGAGACUUUAGGGGACAGUCUAUGAAGCAGAUCCUUAAGCUGAGAAUUGUCCUAUUAUGUCAGACUUAAUUUGUACUUUGUAGAUCAGACUCCAUCAAACUGUCACUUUGAUCUGUUAUAAAACAUUAUACAAUUUUGACUGUUCAGUGUAAUUACAUUAACAUCCAAUAAAGGUCAGCAAAAUACUA
This is a messenger RNA of Anolis sagrei ordinatus, 2457 nucleotides long. It is a transcript of the gene TMEM50B, whose product is annotated as transmembrane protein 50B. Lineage: Eukaryota; Metazoa; Chordata; Lepidosauria; Squamata; Anolidae. Gene Ontology annotation, biological process: protein targeting to vacuole; late endosome to vacuole transport via multivesicular body sorting pathway. The record is from RefSeq and is a predicted model, not a curated record.